Messenger RNA from Laccaria bicolor S238N-H82, 790 nucleotides. RefSeq lists its product as uncharacterized. The record is from RefSeq and is a predicted model, not a curated record. Bases 1 to 387 code for a protein of 128 amino acids. The transcript has a single exon. NCBI's taxonomy places the organism in Eukaryota, Fungi, Basidiomycota, Agaricomycetes, Agaricales, Hydnangiaceae.
AUGUACGAGUGCCUUGAAGUGUUCGAGAUGAUAGUAACUUUUAUAUUUGAAGCUGUUCGGGAUGAUACCAGUCGCGUUUCCAGCCGAACUCUGAUUGCUUUAGCGGUCACUUGCCAUGACGUUGCGCUCGAUAUGUACCGCAACCUCGCCAACGGCCUCCUCCGCCGAUGCCGCGCCCUCCCCCUCAAAGGCUUCCAGCUCCUAACGGACUCAACUACCCCCAACUCAUCCGCUCCGUCAACAAGGUCAUUGACCCACCACCGCCGCCGCCGCCGCCGCAACGGCGACACCACCCACCCAACCCAUUCCCCUUCCCACCCUGAUACCCGGAAAGUGCGCACUUUGUCCGACAAUGGUGGCCCAGCCGACCCAACAUCCCGCGCAUAAGCUGCACAGUGGUCUUAUUGGCGGAACACGACCAAGUAAGCAGUCGUACGCGGUUCGUGCUCGUGCAGCAUUAUUUCUAGGUGCCGGUUAAUCACUUCGAGUGGGAUAACUAUAAUUUGUCUGUGACUUCUUUCGGGCUUGGGGCGGUUUGACAACUCCUCGUCUUCGCCCUUCCUCUUCCUCGUCUUCUGGAUCCCAGCCCCAGGCCCCCACCACAUCUACUUCCACCACGACGUUAAGGACCCCGGCGCAAACAAUGCAAGAAGACGGAGUGAUGCACCUCUGGUACGUCCGCACGCCAUUCGAAGUCGUGCGCGGGUUCGACGCGAUCUCUGAAGAAAACGACGACGAUGGAGGGACGCCUGAUCGGCCUAGAUCGUUGGUGGGUGCUGAUUUUGGACAU